Paramecium sonneborni is the source of this 1022-nucleotide messenger RNA. The record is from the annotation of a GenBank genome assembly. Lineage: Eukaryota; Ciliophora; Oligohymenophorea; Peniculida; Parameciidae.
AUUAUUCUCAUCUGGAAAUUUAAGUUGUCAGAAUUGAUUUAUAAAUUAAUUUAUGGGAGCUUGUCAACAUUUGUGCAGAUAGUAAAUUACAAUAGAAUAAGAAAUAACAGUUAAAUAAAAACAUAAAUAAAGAAAAGAAUCUGAUAAGGAUUCUAAGACUGAUCAUAUAUGCUCUCAAAAAGGUGUUUUUGAUGAUAAAAUUGGAGAGGAAUUUCAGUCAUCUAGAGAGAUAAAGUUAUUUAAAAAAAGAAUUUAAAAUUUUGACAUAUAAAGUGAUCGAAAAAAUAGAUUUAUGCAUGAUAUUGAAGAAGAGAUUAAAUUCAUUAUUAAAAAAAAGUAUAUAUAUAUAUAAAUAUUAUAUUUUUAGUAUUUAAGAAGAAUAAGAAAAUAUAAAACGAGUUCAAUAAAUAUAUGAAUAAGAACUUGAACUUUAAAGAAAAUAAUAAAUAAAUAAAUAAAAAGAUGAAUUAGAAAACUAGUUUUCAUUUUAAAAUUCAAUAAUUUAAUAGAAUGAUCAUUCAAUCAUAAAUCCUUUCUAACCUAAAUCAACUUCUUAAUUUGCACCUAAAAGAAACGAUAAUGAUACAGUUUCAUAAAAAUCUUAAAUCUCUAAAACACCAACUCCUCCUUACAAAGAUAAAUCUAUUUCAUCAUAAUCUGAUAUAAUGAGAAAAAGUGCUCUAAUUAAAAUUAUUUAAGCUAGAGAAGAACUAGCCAGUAAUAAUGCAAGUAAAGGUUCUUCUAAAAAAAAAAUGAUGCUUGAUGCAUAUGAAAAAAUGUUUAGUGAAUUCUUUUCAUCAGAUGAAAGAGGAUCUAGUAGUCAAAGUAAAACAUAAAAAAGUCACAAAAGCAUUUUAAAAAAUAGAUCAUUAACUCAUCGAAGUUUCUCUGGAAGUAAAUCAAUUAAAUCAACUCAUACUGCCGUUAAAAAAUCAAAAAAAGUUCGAUUCUCUAAAGAUACAAAUUUCAGUUAUGAAAGAAAAGGUGUUGAAAAGAAAAGAAAAAACUUUUGGGACUGGUGA